Lactuca sativa (garden lettuce) is the source of this 611-nucleotide messenger RNA. It is a transcript of the gene CLV3, whose product is annotated as CLAVATA3. Gene Ontology annotation, molecular function: receptor serine/threonine kinase binding. Lineage: Eukaryota; Viridiplantae; Streptophyta; Magnoliopsida; Asterales; Asteraceae. The record is from RefSeq and is a predicted model, not a curated record.
CUCUCUUCCAUACUUGUAGUUUACACACCCAAAACUUAUGGCUUUUGCACUCAAAUCUCUUUCCCUAUCCUUCGUUUUGCUGCUUGGCUUGCUUCUUCUCCUACAACUCUACGAUGGCCUUAAUGGUGCAGAAACGACCCUCUCCUCUGUCGCUGCAUUGAAAAAAGCCAGCAACAGGAAGUUAUUGGUGGUGAAUGAUUCGCGAGCAAAGGAAGCAGUUUUCAUGAUUCAGGGGAAGAAAGAGGAAGAGGAGGGUUGGGAACUAAGGGCAGCUCCGUUAGGUCCGGACCCUCUUCACCAUCAUGGUGCUGACCCAAAGAAGCCACGAACUCCUUAAGCCAAAAUGAUGUCUUUUUACUUAAGAGUUGAGACAAUCUUUUUUGGCUGUUAAGUUGCAGAUUAUAUAUAUAAUAUAAUAUAAUAUAUACAUGCAAUGACGAUUGGCGACGGACUUUAUGGAUGAAGUUUUUUGUUGGCUUUUAUUUUUUGUUUUGUUUUGUGGUUUUGAUCAUGUGAAGUAUGUAUAGCAGCAUCUUGUGGGAGUUGUAAUGUUUAAGGUUUUGUAAGUUUGUUUAUGGUAUGAAGUAAUAUAUGUUCAGAAGAAAACAAAA